AUGAAAGAUUAUUUCAUCGAGCGUCCGAGAUUUCCUGCUCAUGAUUUUCGAAGGCAGUUUCGGAUGAGGAUAGAGUUUUUUGAAAGCAUCUUGAAUGCAGUUGUCAAUCAUGACCACUACUUUGCAAGAAGGCUAAAUGCUGCUGGCCGACAAGGUCUAUCACCUCAUCAAAAGCUCACAUCUGCUUUUUGCAUGCUAGCUAAUGGGUGCUCUGCAAACUCAACUGACGAGUAUUGCCAACUUGCAAAAAGUACUGCUAUUGAGAACCUGAAGCGUUUUUGUAAGGCAAUUGAAAGCAUAUAUGGAGUCAUAUACCUCUGCAACCUAAAUCGUGAAGACUUGAAGAGGCUUCUAUGCAAAACAGACAAAAGAGGCUUCUUUGGCAUGAUAGGAAGUCUCGAUUGCCGUCAUGACAAGCCAACCAUCGUGCUUGAGGCUGUGAUGUCUUACGACACAUGGAUUCGGCAUGCUUUAUUCGGUGCUCCUGGAUCAAACAACGAUAUCAACGUUCUUUGGUCUUCUCCUUUGUUCGAUAAUGUUGUCAAUGGAUAG
Pyrus x bretschneideri (Chinese white pear) is the source of this 552-nucleotide messenger RNA. RefSeq lists its product as uncharacterized. The record is from RefSeq and is a predicted model, not a curated record. The transcript has 2 exons. The coding region runs from base 1 to 552 and encodes 183 amino acids. Lineage: Eukaryota; Viridiplantae; Streptophyta; Magnoliopsida; Rosales; Rosaceae.